Messenger RNA from Momordica charantia (bitter melon), 625 nucleotides. The record is from RefSeq and is a predicted model, not a curated record. NCBI's taxonomy places the organism in Eukaryota, Viridiplantae, Streptophyta, Magnoliopsida, Cucurbitales, Cucurbitaceae.
CCACCACGAGGGCUUCAUGAACUUCAUGCAUAGGGAUGAAGAGGUGAAUUACUUCCCUUCGAGAUAUAACCCGGUCAGUCACGCUGAGAAGUACCCCUUGCCGCCCAAUGUGUUGACCGGAAAGAGAGAAAGGUGUGUGAUUCCGAAGGAGAACAAUAACUUUAAGCAAGCUGGAGACAGAUACCGAUCGUGGGCACCAGACAGGCAGGAGCGGUUCGUGCGGCGGUUUGUGGAAGCCCUAUCGGAUCCCCGCGUGACGCACGAGGUUCGCAACAUCUGGAUCUCCUACUGGUCUCAGGCUGAUAGGUCUCUGGGGCAGAAGAUAGCGUCUCGCAUGAACGUGAGGCCCAACAUCUAAGUAAGAAAAGCAAAAUCCAAUGUUAUUUGGGUUUUGGGUUUAUCCACCGAACCGUGUCCAGCUUCAGAAUAUUAAUGUUAUGUAUUAUGUAAUGUUAAUAUAAUAUAUGGUAUUAGAAGCAAAAGUAUGUGAAGAAGAUCAAGAACAACAAUCUGCCUACUUUAAUUUCCUCUGGAUCGAACUUCUUUUGUUUGUAUCAAUCCUUUGUUGGCUGUUUGCUACCUAUUGUUGAAUAAUAAUGCCUACCCUUCCUCCUUUCAAUUCAAA